Messenger RNA from Salvelinus sp. IW2-2015, 2173 nucleotides. Its product is annotated as dicarboxylate carrier UCP2. Gene Ontology annotation, biological process: adaptive thermogenesis; response to cold; mitochondrial transmembrane transport. Gene Ontology annotation, molecular function: oxidative phosphorylation uncoupler activity. The record is from RefSeq and is a predicted model, not a curated record. NCBI's taxonomy places the organism in Eukaryota, Metazoa, Chordata, Actinopteri, Salmoniformes, Salmonidae.
CCUUGUUUUUCCAACAAAGUGAUGAACAGUUUGUUCUUAAAGUGACGUCACCUUUGUUUGGAUUUCAGCAGCUGUCAUGGUCAAUGUAUGUCAUGGAACUAUGUGUGACAAGGGAUGGGCAGGCUAUAAUAAUCCACACCCACCCCAGGGCGUGAGAAUCAAAUCCUAACUCUCUCAAGCCAGUGCUCCUCAAUAGAACCUCUCAAUUCAAAUUUUGGAUUACAGUACUUUUCAUUCCAAUCAGGCGGUGGUAUGCUUUUUUGGAGCAAUUUUAUGGAACAACAAAAGACAAGAGGAUCUUACAUUCAUAAAGAUAACUUUCCAAUACCUGAAACUUGAAUAUCACUUGCAUCUGUCUAAGAACGGACAGAACCUAUUAAACUACGGUCUAUCUACUGUACUUGUAAGACCUUCAGUACUCUUUGGGAAAUUAUCUGCACCAUCUCAGUCAUGGCUGGAGUGAAGCCCACAGACUUGGCCCCUACAGCUGCUGUUAAGUUCUUUGGCGCUGGAACUGCAGCCUGUUUUGCUGACCUGAUCACCUUCCCUUUGGACACAGCUAAAGUUAGGCUGCAGAUCCAGGGCGAGUCCAAGUCCUCUGAAGGGAAGAUGGUGGUGAAGUACAGAGGUGUGUUUGGCACCAUCAACACCAUGGUGAAGACAGAGGGGCCCAGGAGCCUCUACAAUGGCCUGGUGGCAGGUCUCCAGAGACAGAUGAGCUUUGCCUCGGUCCGCAUCGGCCUCUAUGACUCCAUGAAGCAGUUCUACACCCGGGGAACAGACAAUGCAGGCAUUGGGAGUCGACUGAUGGCAGGCUGUACGACCGGGGCCAUGGCAGUAGCCUUUGCUCAGCCAACAGAUGUGGUGAAAGUGCGGUUCCAAGCUCAAGUCAGGGGAGCAGAAGCAGAGGGGGUGAAGAGAUAUAGCGGCACCAUGGAUGCCUACAGGACCAUCGCCAGGACUGAGGGCAUCAGAGGGCUCUGGAAAGGUUGUGGCCCAAACAUAACUCGUAACGCCAUAGUGAACUGUUCGGAGCUGGUGACUUAUGACAUCAUAAAGGAACUUAUCCUGCAGUAUAACAUCAUGACUGAUAACCUGCCCUGCCAUUUCACAGCAGCCUUCAGUGCUGGUUUCAUCACCACUAUUGUGGCGUCUCCUGUAGAUGUAGUGAAGACCCGGUUCAUGAACUCUUCAGCUGGAAAAUACACCAGUGCUAUUAACUGUGCUGUUACGAUGAUGAGAAAUGAGGGACCCAAAGCCUURUAUAAAGGGUUCAUGCCUUCUUUCCUUCGCCUUGGCUCCUGGAACAUCGUAAUGUUUGUCACAUAUGAGCAAAUCAAGAAACACGUGAUGAGAGUACAGCAGUCCUGGGAGUCUCCUAUCUAACCUGUCUCAUCCUGACUGACUGCUGUGUGGAUUUCUCUUACUGACUAUGAUGUUCAAGCCAUGACCGCCUGUAUAGGCAGAGCACAUUUUCAUCUAAAGGAGGAACCACACAAGUAUUAGCCUGGUCCCUGAUAUAUUUGAGUGACAAGGAGUUGGCAUGAUAGCACAAACAGACUGACACUUAAGCUAUGAGUCUGACUUCUGUACAGGAAAGUACGCCCCGUGCAGGGAUGUGUGACCCAACGUGUCUCCAUGAUGCCUUGUCCCAGACAGCGAGACCAUGGACCACACCAUGGACUAUUGAUACAACUUUGUGACUCAGUAAUGGAAUGAAUGGCUUGAUAGUGGUUUAUCUAACUUGCGUUUAGGUUAGGGAUACUGUAUUAUGCUUCCUCGCUGGUCGAUAGGGUGCAUAAUGUGACCUUCAAAUGUUAUUGAAGUUGUGUUAUUUAUAAUACCUAUUUGUAACGUAUGAGAACUUUACCUCAAAAUAUCCAUGAACCUAGUGGUUUUGUAUUCAUAACAAAUAAUCCAACAUUCUAGUAAGCAAUGCAAUGUCAUAACCAUUAACUUUUAAAUAAGGAGGUGGUACUGUGCAUUUUACAACUGUAUGUGAAGUUGUUUGAUAUUAUUUUAUUACUGCUGAUAUGCAGUAACUGCAAUUUUGGACCAAGCCUUGAAGAGUCCAAAAUAAUUAUGAAUAUAGGAUGUCCUAAAUAUGUUAUUUAUUAUGUCCUGUUAUUAAAAUAUAGUUUUUUCAUUAGUAAAAUAACUGAAUUUCAGAAUA